Lolium rigidum is the source of this 3795-nucleotide messenger RNA. Its product is annotated as conserved oligomeric Golgi complex subunit 1. The record is from RefSeq and is a predicted model, not a curated record. Gene Ontology annotation, biological process: intra-Golgi vesicle-mediated transport. Bases 6 to 3212 code for a protein of 1068 amino acids. Lineage: Eukaryota; Viridiplantae; Streptophyta; Magnoliopsida; Poales; Poaceae. The transcript has 6 exons. Gene Ontology annotation, cellular component: COG complex; Golgi apparatus.
CCACGAUGCCCGCCGCGGCUGCCUCCGGCGGCGGCGUGGCCGACGCCGAGGAGCUCUUCCGCACCAGGCGCAUCGCCGAGAUCCGCGCGGCGGAGGCCGCCACGCGCCGCGAGAUCGCCGCCAAGGAGGAGGACCUCCGCCAGCUCGUCGGCCGCAGCUACCGCGACCUCCUCGACUCCGCCGACUCCAUCCUGCUCAUCAAGCACUCCUCCGACGCCAUCUCCCGCAACCUCGCCCGCGUCGCCGACUCCCUCUCCUCCCUCUCCCCGCCGCCCCCCGAGGCGCCCACCAGCGCCGCCCCGUCCGGCGCCCGCGCGCGGCUCUACGCCGCCGCGGCCCGCGCCAAGUACCUCGUCGACACGCCCGAGCACAUCUGGGGCCGCCUCGACGAGGGCAUGCUCCUGGAGGCCGCGGGGCGGUACGCGCGGGCGCAGGCCGUGCACCGCCUGCUCUCCCGCGACGCCGCCGCCGCCGCGCGCUUCCCGCUCCUCGCGCACCAGGCGCAGCUCGUGGAGGCGUUCCGGCCCCAGAUCGCGCAGCGCGCCCGCGAGCGCCUCGCCGACCGCCGCCUCCCCGUCGCGGCCCACGCCGACGCGCUCGCCGCCGUCGCCGCCAUCGACGCGCCGUCGCUCACCCCGUCCCAGGCGCUGCUCCUGCUCCUCUCCUCGCGCCGCGCCUGGAUCUCCCAGGCUCUAGCCGACCUAGCCUCGGAUCCGGCCGCCUACGCCUCCGUGCUCUGCGACGUCGCCCGGAUCGUCCGGGUCACCCUCGGCCACGUCGGGCAGCUGUUUGUGCACGCGCUCACCGAGCUGCCGCUGUUCUACAAGACGGUGCUCGAGUCACCGCCCCCCGCGCAGCUGUUCGGUGGCAUUCCAGACCCUGACGACGAGACGCGCAUGUGGAGAGAGCACUGGGAUCAGCUUGAGGCUACCAUGGUGCUACUUGAGCCCGAUGCUGUGGCACAAACCUGUACAGGCUGGCUUAAGGAAUGCUGCGAUGAGAUCUUCGGGGUGGUUGCGGGCGCGCAGAGGCUAGUUGACGCCAUUGGAAGUGGGGAGGGGCUUGGCUCGGUACAGCGGCUUAUGCGUGAGACGCUAGAUGGGAGGAAAGGACUGGAAUCGAGUUUGGAGCAGUGGCUCAAGAGCGUGUUUGGGUCAGAGAUUGAAUCCCCAUGGGAUCAAAUCCGCGGGUUGAUCUUGAAAGAAGGGAAGGAUGUGUUUGAGGACUGGAUGGAGGAAGCAUUUGUCCGACGAAUGAAGGACAUUGUUCAUUCAGAAUUUGAUAGCUUGGGUGGCACUGUUAAUGUGAUGGAAUCGGUUGAGGCGAUCGGUGCCAAUGCUGAUCCAAAGGAUGCUGCCGAUUUCCUGGUGCAUAUGAGAAAAGCUUCCACUGGAGGCAGCGUAUGGUUCUCGGAGUCUAAGAUCAAGAAAGGGGGAGUUUUGGCACACUUGAAACCGAUUGCUGACGAGAAUGACUUCCACAGCUGCCUAGACUCGUAUUUUGGGCCGGAAGUUAGCCGCAUCAAGAAUGCAAUUGACAGCAAAUGCAAAAGUAUUCUUGAGGACCUGUUAAUCUUUGUUGAGUCACACAAUUCUGUUCCGAGGUUGAAGGAAUUGGUGCCCUACCUUCAGGAGAAAUGCUACAGGACCAUCUUGGGAGUACUGAACAAUUUAGAAGCCGAACUGGGAAAGCUCUCUGAUUCAUUGGGAACCAAAAGGGGUGAUGUCAGUGAGCUUGCUGCAUCCAUUAUUGUGGAGAGGUCUCUUUUCAUUGGCCGCCUCUUGUUUGCGUUAAGAUAUCAUUCAAGUCAUGUACCCCUGAUACUAAGCUCCCCAAGGCAGUGGGUAAAGGAUUCUGGUGGUGCAGCAUUUGCCAGGUUAUCAUCGCCCACGCCAAGACAUUCAAGAGCAUCGUUUGAUUCGGCGGUACCUUUUACCCCCAGGAGGCACACAUUUGACAGCCCUAGGAGUCCUGGAAAUCAGUUUUCUGACAGCCCAAGAAGGCAACCUCUUGCUGCAGCUGCUUCCUUGUUUGGUGCUGAUGAUAGCUCCAAUCCCAAACUUGAUGAACUCAACAGGACCUUAAAGGCACUAUGCAUUACAGCUCACACUUUGUGGAUCACAUGGGUGGCCGCUGAAUUGUCGGGCCUUCUUUCAUAUGCUCUUAAUGCAGAUGAUUCAUUAGCGUCAUCAGCCCCUUUAAGGGGAUGGGAAGUAACAGUCAUCAAACAAGAGGAACCGACUGAUGGACCCGUGGAGAUGCAAAUCGCUCUUCCAUCCAUGCCUUCACUGUACAUUAUAUCUUUUCUUUACCAAUCAUGUCUGGAGAUACAUAAAAUUGGAGGGCACAUCCUGGACAGAAUUGUAUUGCAUAAGUUUGCGUGGGAGUUACUACAGAAGGUUAUCAAUAUCUAUGAAAACCUUUUGGCAUCUAUCGAGUUAGGUAACUCACAGGUUUCAGAUAAAGGUGUUCUGCAAAUACUGCUAGAUCUGCGUUUCAUUGGUGAUAUCCUAUCAGGAGGCAAAAAAUCUCCCACCAACUCUUCUGAAACACAAGUGAAACAGGACUCUUUACCAAGCACCAUGGCUAAGAGUUCCUACAGGAGAAAACAAUCACAAUUCCAGGCAGACUCAGCUACCAUAGAACCGAUAAACAAGUUGAUAAAUAAAUUCUCACAAAGACUGGAUCCAAUAGACUGGGCAACGUAUGAACAUUACUUGUGGGAGAAUGAGAAGCAGUCUUACAAACGCUGCGUUGUUCUUUUCGGUUUCUUGGUUCAACUGAAUCACAUGUAUACUGGCGCCGUACAAAAGUUACCAACAAAAGCAAACACCGAUUCAAAUAUUAUGAGGUGCUCUCAGGUUCCAAGAUUCAAAUAUUUGCCAAUCAGUGCCCCAGCUCUAUCAUCAAGAACACCCAAGUCAUCACUACAGUCACCAUCUGAGGAUUCAGCAUCUAGAAGCCCCUGGAAAUCAUAUUCGAAUGGCGAAAGAUCUACCGCCUCAGAAUAUGAUAAUAAUGCAAGUCUUGGAAGUGCUGCUCCAUUGCUCAAGUCUUUUGUUACCCAGGUUGGGAGCAAAUUUGGGGAGAACACAUCGAGAUGGGGGUCCAUGCUCUCUGAUGGGCAGGUUGGGAAGCUCAGCGACAUUCUUCCUGGGCCAGCAGCUGGGUUCUUCUCAUCUUUCACAUCCGGUGUUCGCUAUGAUUCAUAGUCUGUGAAGGCGUCAACCUAAGCUUUCAGUCGGUACCUCAAAUGGAAACGCGUGUCAGCAUGGCUGCGGCAGCUCUUGUGAUGAAUGAGAUCUGGUGCUGGAAAUCUGUUGCUUACACAAUGACAACACGUAGCUGGCCCAGUGGUGCUCAUCACAUCGUACCAAGCCUCUUACGUUUUAUUAUGAUCCGGCGGGCACAUGAGGAGAGCUCCAGCAGAUCUGAUGGCGCUCAAGAUUGGCUUGCUUAACCUGCAGAUAUGGAACAAGUGGUGAUACGAGGAAUCAAAUCCUUUUUUAUACGUGCUUCGUGCGUGCAUUUUGACAAGGUAUAUAAGAGAAAAGCAGUUGCAGCUUCCUACUGAAAUUAGCUGACCAUAUUUGGAGGGACUCGUCAAUCAUUGGCCUCAUGAAAAGAAUUUUGGAGUCCAUUUUUUUUUCUUUCUCGUCUCUGGUGAUUUGGGAGCAUAUGUUAUGUUGGAACAGCGAGCGGUUGUGGUUUCCCAAGCGUGGUAAAUUUCCAUGUGUAGUUGUUGUGUACACUGCAAAUAUAGCAAUAAAGCAUGUAUUAUUCUCCUUGAAACUA